Molecule: messenger RNA, 2855 nt
Organism: Mollisia scopiformis
Lineage: Eukaryota; Fungi; Ascomycota; Leotiomycetes; Helotiales; Mollisiaceae
Product: PMT-domain-containing protein
Exons: 5
Coding region: 318-2549 (743 amino acids)
Biological process (GO): protein O-linked glycosylation via mannose
Cellular component (GO): endoplasmic reticulum; membrane
Molecular function (GO): dolichyl-phosphate-mannose-protein mannosyltransferase activity
Source: RefSeq, a predicted model, not a curated record
UCGCCGUCCGAGAAUAGACACACCCCUUCUUGGAACUUUGAACACGUCCAGCUUUUUUCAACCUCGACCGGAUUCUCCCAGCAGUUCCUGUCGACUUGCCCUUCGAAGCUGACCGGUCUUGGGCAGCGAUGUUCACUUGUACCACUUUUUAAUUCAUUGAACACUGUUCUUCCACACCCUCGUUACCCUUCUUCGAGCCGCGUCAGUUCUUCAUCCGCAUUACCCCCCACAGCUUCGAAUCACCCGUCUAGUGCGCGCUUUCUGAUCUGCAGAAGUUCGAGGUCUGCUGGACGAUUGGAACACACGUACUCUUCAAGAUGGCUUCAGAAAAAGCUACAGUGUCCGGGUUGGAUUCGGAAACUCAGGCGACCCGCAGGCGCAAUGUUCCCUCAACAUCACCCAAUGGAGGUCUUGUGAACAGAAUAGAGAUCGAUGAUAAGAAGACACAAGUCAAGAAGCAGGAACAAACAUUUCUGCAAUUCCUUGACGAAUGGGAAUUCAUCAUCGCGCCCCUUAUCUUCACGGCAUUGGCAUUCUUCACACGAUUAUACAAGAUUGGCUUGUCACCCAUUGUUACUUGGGACGAGGCACAUUUUGGUAAAUUUGGCUCCCACUACCUCAAACGAGAAUUCUACUUCGAUGUCCAUCCUCCGCUUGGAAAGAUGCUAGUCGGAUUGUCCGGAUACUUGGCUGGCUACAAUGGAUCCUUCGAAUUCAAGUCAGGGGAGAAAUACCCGGAAGAGCUCAACUAUACCUUCAUGCGGGCAUUCAACUCCUUCUUCGGCGCUAUCUGCAUUCCAUUGGCCUAUUAUACUGCUCGCGAGUUAAACUUCAAGCGACCUGCCGUUUGGUUUGUGACUCUCAUGGUCUUGUGCGAGAACUCGUACACCACUAUUAGUCGAUUCAUUCUCCUGGACUCGAUGUUGCUAUGCUUUACUUUCACAACUGUUCUCUGCUGGGCGAGAUUCCACAGACUGCAGAAGCAGAGCUUCAGUAUAGAAUGGUGGUCAUGGCUUUUUUUGACUGGUCUGAGCAUUGGCUGUGUCUGCAGUGUUAAAUGGGUUGGACUUUUCUGCACAGCCCUCGUUGGUAUCUACACUAUUGAAGAUUUGUGGAACAAGUUUGGUGAUACCAAGAUGCCAGUCAUUGAUCUCGCGUCUCACUUGGCUGCUCGAGUUAUUGGCCUCAUCAUUAUCCCUGUGAUUGUCUACAUGCUAUCAUUCGCCCUUCACUUCGCGAUUUUGGAGAACAGUGGUCCAGGAGAUGCUCAAAUGAGCUCCUUGUUCCAAGCCAAUCUUAGAGGUACCGAGGUUGGAAAAGACAGUCCAAUUGAGAUCGCAUACGGUUCACGGGCUACAAUCAAGAACAUGGGAUAUGGUGGUGGUCUUCUCCACUCUCACGUCCAGACAUAUCCUGAAGGCUCUACUCAACAACAGAUUACUUGUUAUCACCACAAGGAUGCCAACAACGAAUGGUGGUUUUACCCUAACAGAGCCCAACCUGAGUAUGACGCAGAGGCACCACCCAAGUUUGUUGCUGAUGGAGAUGUUCUCCGUCUGAUCCACUCCCAAACUGGCCGUAACCUUCACUCUCACGAAGUCGCGGCACCAGUCACCAAGGCCGAUAGAGAAGUCUCAUGUUACGGAAAUACCACUGUUGGCGACGAGAAAGAUCACUGGACCAUGGAAAUCGUCAAAGAUGUGUCUUCAAACGAUAGAACUAAAGUCAGAACCUUGACCACUGCCUUCAGACUCAAGCACACUGCUCUCGGAUGCUACCUCCGUGCUGGCAAUGUCAACUUGCCACAGUGGGGUUUCAAGCAAAUCGAAGUCACAUGUGACAAGAGCAACAAUCCCAAGGAUGUUUACACCCACUGGAACGUCGAGGCUCACUGGAACGACAAGCUGCCUGCUGCUGAUGCCGGAGCCUACAAAUCUCCUUUCUUACAAGACUUCAUCCACUUGAACGUUGCCAUGAUGACCUCGAACAACGCCUUGGUUCCUGACCCAGACAAGCAAGACGAUCUCGCUUCUCAAUUCUGGCAAUGGCCCAUCCUUAAUGUUGGUCUCCGCAUGUGUGGUUGGGAUGAUUCCAUUGUCAAAUACUUCCUCCUUGGUAACCCUCUUGUCUACUGGGGCUCCACAGCCUCCCUCGGCAUGAUCGCGCUUCUUGUUGUCUGGUAUGCCAUUAGAUGGCAACGAGGAUAUGACGAGUUGAAGCAAUCCGAUAUCGAUCAGAUCCAUUACGCUGCUUUGUACCCUGUUCUCGGAUGGUUCCUUCACUACUUGCCAUUCGUUGCAAUGGCUCGUGUCACCUAUGUUCACCACUACUAUCCUGCCCUUUAUUUUGCCAUCCUUGGUUUCGGCUUCUGCGCCGAUUGGAUGCUGAGGAACCAAAUUAAGAGUCUGCAAUAUGCCAUUUAUGGUGUCUUGUAUGCUGUUACUAUCGGUCUGUAUAUCUACUUCAUGCCUAUCUGCUGGGGUAUGGUCGGACCGAACAGAGACUACAACUACAUGAAGUGGUUCGAGAGCUGGAGAGUAACAGACUAAACUCGUCAAAACGAUCUGUAUCCCUUACUGGAAUAGAUCCAAAACUAUUCGACGACGCUUUAUACGAUGGAUCAUAGAGGAUUGGAUCUCGGUCGGAGAAAGAGAACGUAAAGAAAACGUUUUCUGCACAUGUGUUACCAAACAUUUUUCGUUUGUCAUGGCAAGGAUUUCGGGAAAAGGGAAUGGGGAAGGGAUGACUUGUGGUGAAGCGGCGCCUAGGUACAUCUCGAAUCAACUCCUAAUUCUGUGUAUAAAUCUAUGUUUGCGGGUGUACCGUGAAUGUAUGUGAGUAGAUAAUGUAAGAUC